AUGGCUCUCGCAGCAUAUAGAAACUUGAUGCGCGCAGCCCGCAUCGCCUUUCAAGGCGAUGCCCCGAUUCUGGCUGCCGCUCAGCAACAAAUCCGCCACGAAUUCCAACAAAAAUCCUCUCUCAACUCAUCCGACGCCUCUACGCAAGAAGCUAUCCAACAUGCGCAAGAGGUUGCCAACUUUCUGAAAGCGAAUGUCGUCCAGGGAAAGCGCAUGGAGGAAGGAGACAACAUGUACAAACUACGAAUCCAUGAACAUACAGAAAGAGGCGACAACGAGAGUAUAAAACUUGCCGGGAGUGGCACCGUAGGUGGUGGCUGCUGCGGAGGCAGUGGCAGAUGA
Messenger RNA from Pochonia chlamydosporia 170, 342 nucleotides. RefSeq names its product Complex 1 LYR protein. The record is from RefSeq and is a predicted model, not a curated record. Gene Ontology annotation, biological process: mitochondrial respiratory chain complex III assembly. Bases 1 to 342 code for a protein of 113 amino acids. NCBI's taxonomy places the organism in Eukaryota, Fungi, Ascomycota, Sordariomycetes, Hypocreales, Clavicipitaceae. The transcript has 3 exons.